AUGCCGGCAGUCUGGCCUCAGUUUCUUGUGUCUCUUGAGCUUGGAGAAGGUUACAGACACGAUGUGUUUGAUCAGGGCUCUCGCCCAGCACGCAGAAAUUACAAUGGCCCCUCAUCCGGCGAAGCAGCUGCCACAGAAAAUACAGUAAUUUAG
This is a messenger RNA of Bipolaris oryzae ATCC 44560, 153 nucleotides long. RefSeq lists its product as uncharacterized. The record is from RefSeq and is a predicted model, not a curated record. NCBI's taxonomy places the organism in Eukaryota, Fungi, Ascomycota, Dothideomycetes, Pleosporales, Pleosporaceae. The coding region runs from base 1 to 153 and encodes 50 amino acids. The transcript has 2 exons.